This is a messenger RNA of Malaclemys terrapin pileata, 4412 nucleotides long. Its product is annotated as zinc finger protein 436-like. The record is from RefSeq and is a predicted model, not a curated record. NCBI's taxonomy places the organism in Eukaryota, Metazoa, Chordata, Testudines, Emydidae. The transcript is spliced from 6 exons. Gene Ontology annotation, biological process: regulation of DNA-templated transcription. Bases 82 to 2538 code for a protein of 818 amino acids.
AGUGCCACUGAGAAACGCGUCCCCUGCAGCUCGGGGCUCCGGGCAGCCUCUCUAGGGCCAGGAUUCAGGGCUUCAUCUGUAAUGCUGAGGAAUCACGUCCACAUUUUGCUCCAGAUCGUCCUGUCUUCCAGGGGACAGGGAAGAGAAAUGGCUGUGAUGGAGCUAGCUCAGAUGCCAGUGACCUUCGAGGAGGUGGCUGUGUAUUUCACUCAGGGGCAGGGGGCUCUGCUGGACCCCACUCAGAGAGCCCUUUAUAGGGAUGUCAUGCAGGAGAACUAUGAGACGGUGACCUCGCUGGGAUUUCCUGUUCCCAAACCUGACCUGAUCGCCAGACUGGAACGAGGGGAAGAGCCGUGGGUCCCAGAUCGCCAGGUCACAGAGGAAGGGGAGAACCCGAAAGGCACCCACACAGCAGGUGAUAGGACAGUGAGUGAGAACAAGAAGGAGAAUCAGCAGCGGGAAGGUCCUGAGCAAGUGGAAUCGCAGGAGAGGUUUUUGAGAAGAGCUGAAGGGAAUUUUCCCCAGCGCUUGGAGCAGGGAAAUGCCUGGGGAGAUCGGUGCAGGUCAGAGAGGCAGCUGAGAAACUAUUUCAUUUAUUGGGCGGAUGAAUCCAUUCAAUAUGGGGGAGGAUGCAAAGAUCCCAAGGAAACCACAGCCCCACAGACAUAUCACCAGGAAGAGAAACCCUAUAAACGCCUAGAGAGUAGGAAAAGUUUCAAUGUGAGUAGAAACCUUGUUACAUGUCGGAGAAACCACUCAGGCGAGAAACCCUAUAAAUGCUUGGACUGUGGGAAAACCUUCUGUAAGAGCUCAGACCUUAUUAAGCAUGGUAGAAUGCACACAGGGGAGCGACCUUAUAAAUGCCUGGACUGUGGGAAAACCUUCACUCAGAGCUCACACCUCAUUACACACCAGAGGCUGCACACAGGAGAGAGACCAUAUAAAUGCCUUGAGUGCGGGAAAGGAUUCAACGUGAGAUCAAACCUUAUUAAACAUCAGCAAAAUCACACAGGAAGGAAACCCCAUAUUUGUUUGGAUUGCGGGAAAUGUUUCAAUCACAGCUCCUACCUUAUUACGCAUCAGAGACUGCACACGGGAGAGAGACCCUAUAAGUGUCUUGAGUGUGGGAAAAGUUUCAAUCAGAGCUCUAGUCUUAUCACGCAUCUGAGAACCCACACGGGAGAUAAACCCUAUCAGUGCCUCGACUGUGGGAAAAGCUUCAAUGUGAGAUCACAACUUAUUAUUCAUCAGAGAAUCCACACGGGAGAGAGACCUCAUAAAUGCUUGGACUGUGGCAAAAGCUUCAGUCACAGCUCACACCUUACAAAACAUCGGCGAAUUCACACAGGAGAGAGACCCUACAAAUGUCUAGAGUGUGGGAAAACUUUCAAUCAGAGCUCACACCUUAUUAUGCAUCAGAGAACCCACACGGGAGAGAGACAUUAUAAGUGCCUCGAAUGUGGGAAAAGUUUUGUUCGGAGAUCAGCCCUUAUUACGCAUCAGAGAAUCCAUACGGGAGAGAAACCCCAUACAUGUUUGGACUGUGGGAAAAGUUUUAGUCAGAGAUCAGCCCUUAUUAGACAUCAGAGAAUUCAUACGGGAGAGAAACCUCAUACAUGCCUCAACUGUGGGAAAAGAUUCAUUCAGAGAUCACACCUUAUCACACAUCAGACAAUCCACAUGGGAGAGAAAACCCAUAAAUGUUUGGACUGUGGGAAAAGCUUCAAUAACAGCUCCUACCUCACCAAACAUCGGAGAAUCCACAAGGGCAAGAAACCGUAUAAAUGCUUGGACUGUGGGAAAACCUUCAUUCAGAGCUCAGAUCUUAUUACACACCAGAGGCUGCACACAGGAGAGAGACCUUAUAAAUGCCUCGAGUGUGGGAAAAGAUUCAAUGUGAGAUCAAACCUUAUUAAACAUCAGCAAAAUCACACUGGAGGGAAACCCCAUAUUUGCUUGGAUUGCGGGAAAUGUUUCAAUCACAGCUCCUACCUUAUUACGCAUCAGAGAUUGCACACGGGAGAGAGACCCUAUAAAUGUCUUGAGUGUGGGAAAAGCUUCAGUCACAGUGCACACCUUAUUAAACAUUGCCGAAUUCACACAGGAGAGAGACCGUAUAAAUGUCUUGAGUGCAGGAAAAGUUUCAAUCAGAGCUCACACCUUAUUGUACAUCAGAGAACGCACACGGGACAAAAACCCCAUACAUGUUUGGACUGUGGGAAAAGUUUUAGUCAGAGAUCGGUCCUUCUUAGACAUCAGAGAAUCCAUACGGGAGAGAAACCCUAUACGUGUUUGGACAGUAUGAAAAGUUUUAGUCAGAGAUCAGCCCUUCUUAGACAUCAGAGAAUCCAUACGGGAGAGAAACCCCAUACUUGUUUGGACUGUGGGAAAAGAUUCAUUCAGAAAUCACACCUUAUUACACAUCAGACAAUCCACAUGGGAGAGAAAACCCAUAAAUGUUUGGACUGUGGGAAAAGCUUCAGUAACAACUCCUACCUCACUAAACAUCGGAGAAUCCACAAGAGUGGGAUACCCUAGAAAUACGCCAAUGGUGGGAAAUGAUUCAGUGGGAACUCACGCAUCAGAGAAUUCCCACAAGAAGGAGAGAUUUUUGACUUUUUAAAAGACCUUUAAUAAAAUUGGUACACGAAACGCACUGAAAACAAGAAAAAGAAAUGAUGGAUUUGAACCAUAGAAGAGUUGAUAGUCACUGAGCAGACAGUGGAUGCAGUUCCAGGAUUCCUAGCUAAUGGCUCGUUAGGAGUACAAUUAAAAUUGCCUCCUGCCAACGUGAAAAUCUCACUUCUCCAACAAUGUGCACCCAAGCUCUGAAAAAUCCCCCACACCUGGUCUUUCUCUACAGUAACAGCACAGACUGUCUGUGAUCCCAGUGCAGCAGGGUCCGCCUCCCAGCAGCUGACUGGGCAUCUGGUAGGGUGUGCCUGAUUUGAUUGUACUUCCUGAUUGGUGAAGGGGUGGAGCUAGCUACUACGUGACCCAGCAGCAGCCGGAGCUUGCUGGAGGCUCAACGCGUCCCAUGUCUGUAGUUGCAUUUGGACCUGCUUCUUGCUUUCUGCUUCUAUUUUCCACACUCUGCUCCUGUGCUCAGUUGCCUGCUUCAGUUAGAAUCAUAGAACAUUAGGGUUGGAAGAGACCUCAGGAGGUCAUCCAGUCCAACCCUCUGUUCAAAGCAGGACCAACCCCAACUAAAUCAUCCCAGCCAGGGCUUUGUCAAGCCGCACCUUAAAAACCUCUAAGGAUGGAGAUUCCACCACCUCCCUAGGUAACCCAUUCCAGUGCUUCACCACCCUCCUAGUGAAAUAGUGUUUCCUAAUAUCCAACCUAGACCUCCCCCACUGCAACUUGAGACCAUUGCUUCUCGUUCUGUCAUCUGCCACCACUGAGAACAGCCAAGCUCCAUCCUCUUUGGAACCCCCCUUCAGGUACUUGAAGGUGUUAUGUUGCACUCCAUAUUCUUUAUGGAAAUAUGCAUAUGAAUAUGAAUGUGACAUAACUGGAAUAUGCUUUAUGCAAAAUGUGUGAUGUGACAUACAAUUGGAAACGUUAUAAUCUGCUGAAUGUGUUCAUCCUCUUUGUAUGCAUGUAUCAUUCCUAUAUCUGAAGUUAGAAAUAUGAAGUAGAAAUCUAAGGUCCUAUUGUAGUUAUGCUAAGUGAGGGCCAUUAAUGGUACUUCAGGAACUUGAUGACUCUUAAGCAGGAAACAAUGGGCUGUGAAUGGAUUUGUUUCCCUAUAAGUCUGUGGGACGCCUGUAAGGAGGAGGGGCGAUGUGAAGACAUGUGUCUGUGUCACCUGAUGCUGGAAUCCAUCUUAAAUUUGAUAUUUCUCCACAAAGCUGGGGGGGAAUGUUUAAACAAAGACACAAAGGAUUCCCGCCUUCUGCCAAAUCUAUAUAAGGGUGUGAAGCAAGACAGAGAGAGGGUCGUGAGGAGACCCCUGCUUAACACCCAAGAUGUCUGCUGGAACUAAGAGAGACUGAACAGGGGGAAGGAUUGGACUAGAAAUGAGUCUAGUCUAUGAAAGCAGCUUAUUGGAACAUCUUUGAGGGUGAGAUAUUACAUGUAACCAGUUUCUUAGUGUAUUAAGCUUAGCUUGGCGUGUUUGUUUCAAUUUGCUUAGUAACCUGCGUUGUUCUGUCUGUUAUCUCUUUUGACCACUUAAAUCAGAGGUGGGCAAACUAUGGCCCACGAGCCACAUCCGGCCCGUGGGACCAUCCUGCCCAGCUCCUGAGCUCCCGGCCAGGGACGCCCCUCCCCUGCUGUCCCCCCUCCCCUGCAGCCUCAGCUCACUGCACCUCUAGCUCUCUGGCCCACCGCUCCUGCUGGGCAUUGCGGCAGCGUGGUUGGCUCUGGCAUGGUAAGAGGGUGGAGAGAGGGGAGUCCCAGGGGGCAGU